UACGGGGACUGCAAGUUUUACAUUCAGUACAUGUUAACAUUUAGAUGCAUUUAAAGUGUGCCUCUCAUUAUAAGUCAUGGCUUUAGCACUGAGCACCUCAAAUCGUUGACAGUAUAAGAAAGGCAUUUGUGUGCAGCACUGUGCAGUAUACACCCAUUCUUUAUCAUAUGUAAACCCCAAACUGUUUGUAGGGUAUUCACAAGGGUUUUUCACAAGUUAUGCAGUUCCAAAUGAUUGAGAUUUGAUUCAACUUUAGGCAGAACACAAGUCUUCAAUGAAUGAAACUAUUCUUCAUAACAAGGAGGGUGACAUGUAUGAAAGGUCUCUCAGCUCUUAUGAGUAUGAGUUCAUAAUGAAGCGGCGACUGGAGGAUCAGGAAACGGUUUUUGCGUCCCAGCAGCGGCGCCUCGCUGGCAACGCGGAGGCUUUCCAGCAUCGUGUCCUGGCCUCUGCUCCAGCCCCAGCUGUGUAUGAGGCCGUGUCUGACAACAUGCAGCCCACAGCAGGCGUCCAGUACUCCGUCCCCCAGGGAUACCAGGUUCCCACCGUGGCCCAGAACAGUGGCGGGCACGGGCACACUCCGAGCCCAGCCGUCCAUGGCGGGUCACACCACCACAGUCCGGCAGUCCAGUCCCAUGGGCCCUCAGUGAUGUCAGGGCACAGUCAUACUGCUGCUCCUCAAGCCUCUGCACAGGGCCAGCAGCAGUUCCAGAGGCUCAAGGUGGAAGAUGCUUUGUCCUACUUGGACCAAGUGAAACUGCAGUUUGGCAACCAGCCUCAGGUCUACAAUGACUUUCUGGAUAUAAUGAAAGAGUUCAAGUCUCAGAGUAUUGACACCCCUGGGGUCAUCAGCAGAGUGUCACAGCUCUUCAAAGGUCACCCCGACCUCAUUAUGGGCUUCAACACCUUCCUGCCCCCUGGCUACAAGAUCGAGGUCCAAAAUCACGACCUGGUGAACGUGACCACGCCUGGUCAGAUCCACCACAUCACCCCGCAUGGUAUUUCAGUCCAGAACAUCCCCAUAACGGCAGCAGCUACCCAACAUCAGGCCCAGCUCCCGUCUGCUGCAACCACCACCGCUCCGCCCCUUCUGACGCAGCCCACCCCUGCCAAGAUGAGCAAGCCUCUUCAGCCCCAAGCGUUGACACCGAGCAGUCAGAGCAAUCCGUCCAUCCCUGCGUACACCUCUCCUCGCUCCCCGCCCAUGCAGCUCCAUCCGCCACUCAGCGGGACCCCCACUGGGCCACCCAUUCAGAACAACCAGCCUGUGGAGUUCAACCACGCCAUCAACUACGUCAACAAGAUCAAGAACCGCUUCCAGGGCCAGCCAGACAUCUACAAAGCCUUCCUGGAGAUCCUCCACACGUACCAGAAGGAGCAGCGUAAUGCUAAGGAGGCUGGUGGGAACUACACACCGGCUCUGACGGAGCAGGAGGUGUACGCUCAGGUGGCUAGGCUCUUCAAGAACCAAGAGGACCUGCUGUCAGAGUUUGGGCAAUUUCUCCCUGACGCCAACAGUUCAGUGCUGUUAAGUAAGACCACAGCUGAGAAGGCAGAGUCUGUGCGGAACGACCACGGCGGUACUGCCAAAAAGCUGCAGCUCAACAACAAACAGAGGCCCAAUCAGAACGGCUGCCCGAUCCGUCGUCAUCCAACUCCGGGGACCACACCCCCCGUCAAGAAGAAGCCCAAGUUACUGAAUUUGAAAGAUUCCUCAGUGGCAGAGGCCAGCAAGCAUGGAGUCGGAACAGAAUCUCUGUUCUUUGAGAAGGUGCGCAAAGCCUUGCGAAGUGCAGAGGCCUACGACAACUUCUUGCGGUGUCUGGUCAUCUUUAAUCAGGAGGUGAUCUCCAGGGCUGAACUAGUGCAGCUGGUGCUGCCCUUUUUAGGAAAAUUCCCUGAGCUGUUCAACUGGUUUAAAAACUUCCUGGGAUAUCGGGAAAUGUCCCACAUCGAAACAUACCCUAAGGAACGGGCCACCGAGGGCAUCGCCAUGGAGAUUGAUUAUGCUUCCUGUAAGAGACUAGGCUCCAGUUACAGAGCCCUGCCCAAAAGCUACCAACAGCCCAAGUGCACCGGAAGAACUCCACUUUGUAAAGAGGUCUUGAAUGACACCUGGGUCUCCUUCCCCUCCUGGUCUGAGGACUCCACGUUUGUCAGCUCCAAGAAGACUCAGUACGAGGAGCACAUCUACAGAUGUGAGGAUGAACGCUUUGAGUUGGAUGUAGUGCUGGAGACCAACCUGGCUACCAUCAGAGUCCUGGAGACAGUACAGCGGAAGUUGUCCCGUAUGUCUGCGGAGGAGCAGGCCAAGUUCCGCUUGGACAACACAAUGGGCGGCUCGUCGGAGGUCGUACACCGCAAGGCCAUCCAGAGGAUAUACGGAGACAAGGCGCCUGACAUCAUCGAUGGCCUGAAGAAAAACCCUGCUGUUUCUGUCCCCAUUGUGUUAAAGAGGUUAAAGACCAAGGAGGAGGAGUGGCGGGAAGCGCAACGAGGCUUCAACAAGAUCUGGAGGGAGCAGAACGAGAAGUAUUACCUCAAGUCUCUCGACCAUCAAGGCAUCAACUUCAAACAGAAUGACACCAAAGUGCUUCGAUCCAAGUCCCUGCUGAAUGAAAUCGAAAGCCUUUAUGAUGAGCGCCAGGAGCAGGCAUCUGAGGAGAACGCCUCUCCACCCACAGGCCACCACCUGACACUGGCAUACGAGGACAGCCAGAUCCUGGAGGAUGCAGCAGCACUCAUCAUCCACCACGUCAAGAGGCAGACCAGCAUUCAGAAGGAGGACAAAUACAAGAUCAAACAGAUCAUCUACCACUUCAUCCCCGACAUGCUGUUCUCUCAGCGCGGCGAGCUCUCCGACGUAGAGGAGGAGGAGGAAGAGGAGCUGGAUCUGGAGGAAGGCGCUUCCAAAAAGCACAAUGGCGUCCCCGGCAGCGGGAGCCCCUCCAAGUCCAAGCUGCUGUUCAGCAACACGGCGGCACAGAAGCUGCGUGGCUGUGACGACGCAUACAACCUCUUCUACGUCAACAACAACUGGUACAUCUUCUUGCGGCUGCACCAGACGCUGUGCUCGCGUCUGCUGCGGCUGUACGGGCAGGCGGAGCGACAGAUAGAAGAAGAGGUCAGAGAACGAGACUGGGAGAGGGAAGUCCUGGGAAUGAAGAAGGAGAAGAACGAUAAUCCAGCCAUUCAGCUGAGACUGAAGGAGCCCAUGGACAUUGAGGUGGAAGAUUACUACUCAGCCUUCUUGGAGAUGGUUAGGAAUUUGCUGGAUGGAAAUAUGGAGGCUUCUCAGUAUGAGGACUCGUUGAGGGAAAUGUUCACCAUUCACGCUUACAUCGCCUUCACAAUGGACAAGCUCAUCCAAAGCAUCGUGCGGCAGCUCCAGCACAUCGUGAGUGAUGAGAUCUGUGUCCAAGUAACAGACCUCUACCUCUCGGAGAGCGCUAACGGCGCCAGCGGAGGAACCAUGUCCACCCAGUCUUCAAGGAGCUCCGCAGAGGCCAUCUACCAGCGGAAAGCCGAGCAGCUCAUGUCUGAUGAGAACUGCUUCAAGGUGAUGUUUCUGAGGAACAGAGGGCAGGUGCAGCUCACAGUGGAGCUGCUCGACACAGAGGAGGAGAACUCAGACGAGCCCAUGGAGGCCGAGCGUUGGUCUGAUUAUGUUGGACGCUACUUAAACCCAGAUUCCACCACACCUGAGUUGAGGGAGCACCUCGCUCAGAAGCCAGUUUUUCUUCCCAGGAAUCUGAGACGGAUCAGGAAGUACCAGAAGGGCAGAGAGCAGCUGGACAAAGAGGCCUGUGAGGGUGGCAAGAAAUCCCUGGAAAAGGAGAAAAUGGAAUGCAUGUUCAAACUCAACUCUUACAAGAUGGUCUACGUCUUUAAGUCUGAGGAUUACAUGUACCGACGCACUGCCCUGCUGCGAGCUCACCAGUCACAUGAGAGGGUGAGCACACGGCUGCACAAACGCUUCCAGGCCUGGGUGGAUGCCUGGGCUAAGGAGCACGUCACCCGCGACAUGAGCGCCGAGACCAACAAGUGGCUGAUGGGCGAAGGGCGUGACGGCCUAUUACCCUGCACCACCGCCCGCCAGCCAGAGGUCCUUCACUUCAUGCACAUCAACAAGUACCGAGUCAAAUACGGCACGCCCAGCAAGGCGCCGUAGCUGAGGAGAAAUGGGGGGAGAGACUGAUUUCUGGGGGUGUUUGGUCUGAAGUCAAACAGGUCAGGAGUAGAGGUAGGGACGAGGGCUUAUUAAUGUGUUUUUAAGGCCGACAUGGGAGCACAAUUAAGCUAGCUACCGUGUAUGUUGCACCCGGGGCGGCAGGAUUACUGAUUUUACCAGCGUUUUUAGCUGGGCCCAUUUUUGCGCAGGGCCUUCGGUGCCAAAACUUAGGAAUCGUCAUGAUCCAGUCGCAGACCUGAGCUCUUACCAGCACUCAGAGCCACUUCUCAAACAAACUUCCCUGAGCCUUUUCGACAGGGCUUAGCGACGUAAACAGUGAGCCUGUGAGAGAUAGAGUGGUGCUUUUUGUACUUUAUCACAACUGAGCUUCGGUUUAGCUUUUGACUGACCAUUUUGUCUGAAGCCAUCAGAGUAAGAGCGCCAUCAAAAUCAGUGGUACAGGGAUUUCUUUAUGAUAGUGUUAUUCUACAAUAUCCAUGAAAAACAAUAUGGUGGACAAGUGCACUUAUUUAGGAAGAGGAAAAUGUCGUUUCAAAAGUUUUGUUUCCCAGAUUGAAGGUUUGGAAGGGAGCACAACAAAGUCUGAGAGAUCUGGUUCAGACAUUCCUGUGUUACGGCCAAAUCACAAUUAUGUACCUAUCACUAGACGGAAAGAGGGUUACAUUUCCUUUUUCCAAAACACAUGGCAGCAUUAUUAGAAACUGUGCCUGAGCCCCACACAGUAUUGUCGGGUUAACAUCAAAAAGCACUGUUACAUUUAUGUAAAAAAGAAAGAGGGGAAAGAAUUUGCCUCACAACACUGUUUGGUCUCAGACUGUAAAAUUGUAUAGCUUGUGAAUGUCAGAUACUGACAUGUAUUCCAGUGUAUGUGUUGUGUAUAUAUAUUAUAUAUAGUUCUAUUAACACAAAUGAUCCUAGCCGCCCUGGAAGUCAACCUUUUUAAACUGCCCUCCGCCAAUACACCAGCUUGUACACACAACACACACACACACACACACACACACACACACACACACACACACACUCGUCUCAUUCUGGGAGGACUGUCCACAUGCCGCUCAAGUUGUAAAUACACUGUAUAUAGUCUCAGACUUUUUAUGACAGAUCUGUGUUGUUGUGCUAGUAAUAACUUUCCAAGCUUACUGUGGACUUUAGUGAUAAAUGGCUAAAGUUAGUAUGUAUAUGAAAAAGAAAUGCAAGACCAUUUAUUACAGUUUUUACCAAAGGGAGUUGAUUAUAAAAAUAGCUGUUUUCCCCCCUUUGUGUGUUCCUUUAUGUCUUUUCUUUUUAAUUUCUGUAGUAAAAACGUGGAAAAGUAGAAAUGUAUCCAGGUCUUUGAGUUUUUAUAUAUGAAAAAUAUCUUCUUUUUUUUCUCUUCUGAAUGUGACAUUUGGUUGGUAAAAAUCAAUGCCCCCUUUUGACAACUGACACCGUCCGUGGUGAUGGUGGGACUCAUUUCAAAGUUCAGUCUUCAGAUGAACAAGACUCCACAACGGUCUCACCUUGUGAUUCACGCUUCCCUCCCUGGAUAGAUUUCUGCUGAAAACAUCACCCCGACACCAUAUUUUUGAUAAUGGAAGAAGUCACAAGCAUGUCUUUAGUCCCUUUAUUUAGACAUUAUUUAAAGUAAUAAUAAAAAUGACAUUUGUAGCCGACAGA
Molecule: messenger RNA, 5851 nt
Organism: Siniperca chuatsi (mandarin fish)
Lineage: Eukaryota; Metazoa; Chordata; Actinopteri; Centrarchiformes; Sinipercidae
Gene: sin3aa
Product: SIN3 transcription regulator family member Aa
Exons: 21
Coding region: 275-4171 (1298 amino acids)
Biological process (GO): negative regulation of transcription by RNA polymerase II
Cellular component (GO): chromatin
Molecular function (GO): transcription corepressor activity
Source: RefSeq, a predicted model, not a curated record